Molecule: messenger RNA, 9698 nt
Organism: Mirounga angustirostris (Northern elephant seal)
Lineage: Eukaryota; Metazoa; Chordata; Mammalia; Carnivora; Phocidae
Gene: PDSS2
Product: decaprenyl diphosphate synthase subunit 2
Exons: 8
Coding region: 296-1351 (351 amino acids)
Biological process (GO): ubiquinone biosynthetic process; isoprenoid biosynthetic process
Cellular component (GO): transferase complex; mitochondrion
Molecular function (GO): prenyltransferase activity
Source: RefSeq, a predicted model, not a curated record
ACGACAGACCGUAUUCCAUCUCGCCAAUAUGGCGUCCCCCAUUUAGGAGGCGGCCGUGGUUUCUACCCAGAUGGUCGGGGGCAGUGCUGAGCUCCGGCUGUUGUUUGUGUAGCCCGAAGCUCUGAAAGCUGCAGUUAAAGUGCGUUUCUGGUUACGGUUUCAGGAACUCCCCCUUCUCUGAGGGUCGGGAGUUGCCGCUUUCUUCUAGGUCCUGCAAGUUCCUCCUCUGCCCCUGUUUUUUUCCCCGCGCCACCUCCGGACAUCCUCAAGUCCCUGACACUCCCAGACUCAAACUAUGAGCCUUCGGCAGCUACUGUUGCGCUUGCCCCGUUAUCUCGGGGUGUCGGGUUCCCCGCGUCGCUUGUGGUGGUCCCCGUCCCUCGAUACCAUCUCCUCGGUGGGCUCCUGGCGUGGUCAGUCCUCCAGGUCCCCGGCCCACUGGAACCAAGUCGUGUCAGAUGCGGAGAAGAUCGUGGGCUAUCCCACGUCCUUCAUGAGCCUCCGCUGCCUGCUGAGCGACGAGCUCAGCAACAUCGCUAUGCAGGUGCGGAAGCUGGUGGGGACUCAGCACCCUCUGCUUACCACGGCCAGGGGGCUUGUACAUGAUAGCUGGCAUAACCUGCAGUUGAGGGGCUUGGUGGUGCUACUUAUUUCUAAAGCAGCUGGGCCCAGCAGCAUGAAUACUUCAUGUCAGAACUAUGACAUGGUCGGUGGGAUCUAUUCAUGUCAAAGAAGUUUGGCAGAGAUCACAGAACUUAUCCAUACUGCUCUCCUCGUACAUCGUGGGAUAGUAAAUUUAAAUGAAUUGCAAUCUUCUGAUGGACUAUUGAAAGACAUGCAAUUUGGAAAUAAAAUAGCUAUCCUGAGUGGAGACUUUCUUCUAGCAAAUGCCUGCAACAGACUAGCGCUGCUACAGAACACCAAGGUCGUGGAACUUUUAGCAAGUGCUCUUAUGGACUUGGUACAAGGAGUAUACCAUGAAAAUUCUACUUCAGCAAAGGAAAAUCAUAUCACAGAAGAUAUUGGAAUAUCGACUUGGAAGAAACAGACUUUUCUCUCCCAUGGAGCCUUAUUAGCAAAGAGCUGCCAAGCUGCCAUGGAAUUAGCAAAGCAUGAUGCUGACGUUCAGGAUAUGGCAUUUCAGUAUGGGAAGCACAUGGCCAUGAGUCAUAAGAUAAAUUCUGAUCUCCAGCCUUUUAUUAAAGAAAAGACCAGUGAUUCCAUGGCUUUUAAUCUAAGCUCAGCUCCUAUAGUCUUACAUCAGGAGUUUCUUGGAAGAGAUUUGUGGAUUAAGCAGAUUGGAGAGGCUCAAGAAAAAGGAAGAUUAGACUAUGCUAAGAUAACCGUUUGAAAACUUCAGUAUCUCCAGAAAGAGAAUUCAGGAAAUACCAAAUGUGUGUCUUAGAGAAUCAUAACGUAAGUGCCCUCUCUGUCCCCAAACUGGUUAUGAGUUUCUCCCUUGCACUGUACAUAGGUCAUUUAUUUCCACUGAUGCUAAUACUUUCCUUUAAAAAAACUGUUUUUAAUUUUUUUGAAGAAAAGUAACCUCAAACCUCUCUAAUUUCUAAUGUAAGAUAUUCCGAGGGAAGCAGGUAAUAUAGAUUAUUGGACUCCUCUGGUCCCUUUUCCCUCAAAUUCACACAUGCGAGUUCCAAAGGGCAAUUACUCCUCUUUGCUCCAUGCUGAUUGUAUAGGUCAGGAGGGUAAUAAGGUCGUUUAUUUGAAGGAUUUUCAUCUGGUGUAUUUCUAAUAUUCUUGCCCCGCUCCUGACCACUCAAAUCAGUAUCACAGUGAGACCAGCAUCUCUCUCCCACCAUCAAAGAAAAUGAUGAAACAAAGGUGAUUUGAGUCUGAACUUUCUGCUCCCAAAUUUAUCAUCUUCCCGGAGCACAAGGGUUAUAUUGCUUUAGUCUUUUAAACCAGUAAUGGCUCAGUAAUAAUGUUAGUCCUUUAAACCAGUGACGGCUCCGUAAUAACUAGUAUCGUGUGUUUACUAUUAACUCGAUGGCUAAACCUCCAAGUUAUUACAUAUUUUUCAAAAACAUUAUUAUUGAAUUCAGAAAUUGCCUCUGGUAGAAUCAGGAAAACAAGGUACUACACUAAUAAAAGUAAAUGUUACGUUAUAAUAAAUUAUUAAGAAGACACUGUGUUAGAUACUUAUAUUUUACUUGAAAACUGGAAUCUGAUUAAUUGCCUGAAUGGGGAUUUCCUUCCUAAAAGAUUUUCCUAGUGCUUCCUUAGAAGCCACAGAGAAAUUCUGAAACUGCCUUAUAGAUAACCUCAACUCAAAUAUGUUCAGCAAGAUAAUAUUUUUGAGAUAUUAAUCUAUAUUUUUAUUCUCCUGUUAUUUCUCCCUUUCUCUUCCCUGCCUCCAAGCAGAAAUUCCCAUCUGGGUUUAUUGUCUUGGUGAAGGCAUGAGAUGGAACAGAAAGCUGAAAUCGCCCUCAAGCUUUUGUUUCUAAAAGCGUAAAGCCCCAGCAAGGAGAUGAUUUGAGCCAUAGGCAAAAUGUCUUGGGCAGACGCAGGAGGAUCCCGGACAGGGUGGUGAGGAGGAGCAGGGCUGGCACGGGAGCUUUCUGGCAACCUGGCUGGGAGGCAGGCCUGCCCUUCGAGAAGACACAGAUGUGAGCCAUGGCACAAACUAGAGGCUGUGGGCUAGAUCUGACUUUGUUUGGCUGUGUGAAUUUCAGUCAUUCAUAUUAAAAAUCUGGGCAAUUUCACAUAAAAUUCCAGGUUUGGGUUUCUCUAAAGUAAUUGGCGGAUUUGGCCAUACUGGAUUCAGUCUAUAAUGGCACCAAAUGGCUGUCUGCCUUGGAUAAGGACUGAACCCUCUUGUUCGCCAGAGUCCCCACCCGUCCCUGCCUUUUCCCUGCACUGACACCAAGAGUUACUCAUCCUAACACUCACUGCUGUUUUCCAGGCAAUAGAGGAUGCUCCUCUUUACCCAAGAUUUUUUCCGUUAAGUGGAAAAACAAAAGAUAGACUAAAGAUGGCUCACAUUGAAAGAAACAGGGGAGCUAGUGCAUUUUUUUGUAGAAGUGAAGAUGUUCUUAUGUGUUGAAGAGGCAAUCCACCAGCUUCCCGCUUGAAUUCUCCUUGCUGCUUCCUGUAGGCAUUUGCAUCAAGUAUCCCUGUUCCAGGCAGCCUUGCAAAGAGAUGAUCAUGUCCCCAGUCAGGCUUGGCAGAGCCGCUGCCUGCAGGGCAUAGUGAGCAGGACGAUGGGUGGCUUAUCCAGAACCGAUGUGGGCAAAUGCCUGGAGGUCAGAGGCCCUUGGAAGCCCGCUGAGGGUGGGGAAGACUCCAAAACAAUGGGGCUUAACAUAGAAAGUAAAUUAUAAACAUAGUUAUUUCACACACACAAAUGUAUGAACUCAGAUCUCAUGGAAUACCUUUAUUAUCUCACUGGCUUGGUUGUUUAGCUCGGAGCUCUAGCGGCUCCAUUGUGCUCACGUGAUAGAGGCUUCCAGAACCUGUCCUGGAGAAAGACAGCAGGACGCAGUGUUCUUUUCCUUGUGGAUGGCGGAAAGAGAAUCAGCACUAGAAUUGUGGUUUGGGAACCAUCACCUGUUUUAGAAUCAUACGGUGGCAUCUCUCCCUUUCUGCAUGGAGUUUCGACUUAAAAUGGGGCUCUGGGGGGCGCCCGGUGGCUCAGUCGGUUAAGCGUCUGCCUUCGGCUCAGGUCAUGGUCCCAGGGUCCUGGGAUGGAGCCCCGCGUCGGGCUCCUGGCUCAGUGGGGAGUCUGCUUCUCCCUCUCCCUCUGCUGCUCCCCCUCUUGUGCUCUCUCUCUCUGUGUCAAAAAAACAAAUAGAAUCUUUUAAAAACUAAUAAUAAAAUAAAAUAAAAUGGGGUUCUAUGGGUGUCAGCAUUCAGGUUGGGCAUAUGAACCUUGGUGUUUUUGCUGCUAAACUAGAAAUGUGUUUUUCAAAACCCCAGCUGUUAUGUGCCUGGGUUAGUUAUCUCAACAGGUCGCUUACCUCAUUUAUGACCAGUACAAAUAACAGCUCUCCUUUACUGAGAUAACCUUCCGCCAACCACUAGAGCAAUGCUAAACCUAACCGCCUUGUUUAUAACCACCCGGGGGGGGGGGGGUUGCCCCAUGCUGUGAAUAGGGAACCGGAAGCCAAAAAGUUUGAGCAAGCUUCUAAAAUCUCACACUGGGCACACGUUGGAGUCGGGAUUCAAAUCCAGGUCCGCCUGACUGUAUAAGCUCAGCACUCCACAGCUAGCAAGCACCACAGUAUUUAUUACCACUUGCUAUCUGCCGGACAACAAUUGGGCGGAGGGAUGGAAGCAUGAAUGCAAUGGCCAAAUCUUCAGGGAGCAGCAAAAUUAAAUUAGGCACAUUCUUUUUUUUAACGAUUAUUUAUUUAUUUAUUUGACAGAGAAAGACACAGUGAGAGAGGGAACACAAGCAGGGGGAGUGGGAGAGGGAGAAGCAGGCUUCCCACAGAGCAGGGAGCCCGAUGCGGGGCUCGAUCCCAGGACCCUGGGAUCAUGAUCUGAGCCGAAGGCAGACGCCCAACAACUGAGCCACCCAGGAGCCCCUAAAUUAGGCACAUUCUUUAGAAAUAAAAGGGAAGGCAGGUUCCUGCAGUGACAGGUUUUGCAGGAGUCCUUGGAUUUGUGCUGGUAGCAGAGGAAGUCACCUUGUCAGCGGAACAUUCACUCUGGGGCCCUGUGCUUCUGGGAUGCUAAGACUGGGUCCAGAAUAGCAUACUACUCUUUUCCCCGACUUUUAUGAGUUGAAGUGUAUCCCCCAAAAGACACUGAAAUCCUUACCCUCAGUAUCUGUGAACAGGACGUUAUUUGGAAAUAGGGUCUUUGCAGAUGAUCAAGUUGAGGUGAGGUCAUUAGGAUGGUUCCAAUUCACUAUGACUGGCAUUCUUAUAAAAAGGAGAGAUUUGGGGGCACCUGGGUGGUUCAGUCAGUUGAGUGUCCGACUCUUGGUUUUAGCUCAGGUCAUGAUCUUAUGGGUCAUUGGAUCUGGCCCCGCAUCAAGCUCUGUGCUCAGUGGGGAGUCUGCUUGAAGAUUCUCUCCCUCUGCCCUUCCCCCCCAUGCAUGACCGCAUGCUCUCUCUCAAAUAAAUCUUUCAUAAACUAAAUUAAAAUAAAAUAAAAAGGAGAAAUUUGGACACAGAGACAGGCAUGUACAGAGGGAAGACUAUGUGAAGACAUAGGGAGAAUGCCAUCGACAAGCCAAAGAAUAGCUGAGGCUACCAGAAACAGAGAGAGGCCUGGAACAGAUGCUCGUUCACAGCCCUCAGAAAGAAUCAACCUGACCAACACCUUGAUUUUGGUCUUCUUGACUCCAAAAUUGUGAGAUAAUAAGUUUCUGAUGUUCUAAGCCACCCAGUUUGUGGCACUUUGUGAUGGCAGCCCUAGGAAAGAAAAACACCAUCCAACCUGUAUACUUUUAAUUGUUUUAUUAUUAUUUUUUAAAGAUUUUAUUUAUUUUAGGGAUGCCUGGGUGGCUCAGUUGGUUAAGUGGCUGCCUUUGACUCAGGUCAUGAUCCCAGGGUCCUGGGAUCGAGUCCUGCAUCGGGCUCCUUGCUCGGUGGGGAGCCUGCUUCUCCCUCUGCCAUUCCCCCUGCUUGUGCUGUUCACUCUCACUCUCUCUCUGACAAAUAAAUAAAUAAAAUCUUUAAAAAAAUAUUUUAAAAAAGAUUGUAUUUAUUUUAGAGAGAGAGAGAGAGUGCACGCACCAGCAGAGAGAGGAGCAGAGGGAGAAGGAGGGGGAGAUGACCUCCAGCAGACUGCUGAGCCAGAGCCCAAUAUAGGGCUCGAUCCCAGGACCCUGAGAUCACGACCUGAACCUAAACCAAGAGUCAGACACUCAACCGACUGAGCCACCCAGGUACCCCCGUAUACUUUUUUAAAAGGGAAGAUUCAGUUGUGUGGCUUUGUCAUCAUCCACUUCAGAGUCCUCCUCCUGAGCGGGUCUGGGAGCCCCAGAAGGGUCUGGCAUCGUCCACAUGCAGCCUUGAACCCAUAUUUCGAGGCUUAGCCCCCAGUCCAGUCAGCUGGAAUAUCUAGAGCCUGUGUCUGAGUCACAGCAGGGAAGAACCACUUAAGAUCCUUAAUGCAGAAGGUGGCAGAAGGUUUGACACACAUUCUGAAGCAUCAUGGAGUCCAGUCCAAAAGUAUCAUGGACAAUGUGAAUCACAGUACCAUCAAGUAAGACCAGUUAGGCUGAGAUGAGGGCCGUCUGCAAAAAAGGUCUAAGCGGGAGCACAAACCUGGGUGCUACUACCUCUGGUGGGGAAGGGGCUGGUGAAAACACGACAGAGGAGGUUUUGAAGGAAGACCAGGCAUUGACAAGGGGCCUCUAAAAGCCUCUAAGGCUCAGGCAGAAGAGGCGGAAGUGCCCAGUGUGAGCAGGAAAGGAGUGCUCCAGCACUCCUAUGUGUCUUAGUGUAGAAUGGGAUUUUCUGAAAGGAGAAGAUUAAAUUCUAUUCUAGUCAGCACUAUUUCUGUUUUGAACAAUUAAAUUGGGAAAUAACUAGACUUAAUUGGAAAAUAGCAGAAGAGCUAGUACUUUGGCUAUAAUGCAGGUCAUGCCAAUUGUCAGUUACUCAUCGAGAGCCUGGCACAUAUUAGGUCUGCAGUAACUAUUUGUUACAUGAAAGAAUGAGUUACAAACCAUCUAAUCUCUCUGGACAUUUUUUUUUUUUUUCAUCUGUUCAAAAAUGGGAUAAAUUGGUAUGGGGAGGUGAUAUACCUGUUCCAUCUCUCGCAGAUCCGUGAUCAAAGGCAAACAGGGUGACAAAAUGUGAAAACACUGUUGUUAUGAACUGAAUGUUUAUGUUCCUCCCAAAUCCAUAUGUUGAAGCCCUAACCCCCAGUGUAAAGGUAUUUGAAGAUGGGGCCUUUGGGAGGUAAUGAGGCUUAGAUGAGGUCAUAAGGGUGGGGCCCUCAUGGUAGGAUCAGUGCUCUUUUUUUUUUUUUUAAGAUUUAUUUAUUUGAGGGGUGGGGGAAAGCACGCAAGAGUAGGGGGGAGUGGCAAAGGGGGAAAGAGAAUCCCAAGCAGACUCCCCGCCGAGUGUGGAGUCCAACAUGGGGCUCAAUCUCACGACCCUGAGAUCAUGACCUGAGCUGAAACCAAGAGUUCAGACACUCAACCCACUGAGCCACCCAGGCACCCCAGGAUCAGUGCUCUUAUAAGAAGAAAUACACAGCGAGUUUACUCUUUUCCUAUUCACCAUGUGAGGACGCAGCAGGAAGGUAGCUAUCUGCAAACCAGGAAGCCAGCUUUCACCAGAACGCAACCGUGCUGCCACUCUGAUCUCAGACUUCCAGCCUCCAGAAAAGUGAGAAGAUAAAUUUCCAUUAUUUAAGCCCCCAAGUGCAGGGUAUUUUGUUAUGGCGGCCAGAGCAGACUAAGACAACAAUGGGAAGACCUUUAUGACUGUGAACUUUAUAGAGUUCUGUAUUGGGCAGGGGGGUGCGGUUCUGGCAUGUGGCGCAGAUUCUACCAUGAAUUAGCUACUUGCCUUUGGGCUCUUCCCUUGUAACAGCAUAGGGGGUACAGGGACAUUUCCAGGCACCAUUCAUACAGACUAGGACCCAUCCUGUCCUAAUGUUUGACCUUUUGUUUCUUCAUCUAUAAAAAAAAAAGGAUGAGGAAUGGAACAUGGUAUCUAACAGCAAUUCAUUUAUUCUUUCAGCAGAUAUUUGUUGAGAAUUGACUGUGUCUGAGGCACAGAGCCAGGUACUCGGAGACAGAGCAUUGGAACAGGGUCUUGCCCUCCAGGAGUUUACAGAAAGGCACUUACAGCUUCCUGUGAGCAGAGUCUCUGUAUUAGUCAGCUAAUUUGCCGUAACAAAACAUCACAGACUCAGGGGCUUAAACCACAGACCUUUAUUUCUCAUAAUUCUGGAUGCCGGAGGUCAGGGUACCAGCACAUUGGUUUCCCCUGAGGCCCCUUCUCCCUGGCUUGCAGAUGGCCUCCUUCUCUUCAUGUCCCCUGUUGGCCUUUUCUCUGUGUGCAUUGCUGGUGACUCUCCCUCUGCUUUUAAGAAUACACGGGAGGGCGCCUGGGUGGCUCAGUUGGUUAGGCGACUGCCUUCGGCUCAGGUCAUGAUCCCAGGGUCCUGGGAUCAAGUCCCACAUUGGGCUCCCGGCUCAGCGGGGAGCCUGCUUCUCCCUCUAACUCUCUCCUCUCUCAUGCUGUUUCUCUCUCGUUCGCUCUCUAAUAAAUAAAUAAAUAAAAUCUUAAAAAAAAAAGAACACACGGGAGACUCUUAAUCAGAGGAAACAGACUCAGGGUCACUGGAGGGGAGGGGGUGGGGGGAUGGAGUAACUGGUCGAUGGGCAUUUAGGAGUGCACUGAUGUAAGAGCACUGGGUGUUAUAUGCAACUGAUGAAUCACUGACAUCUGCCUCUGAAACCAAUAAUACAUAAUGUUAAUUAAUUGAAUUUAAAUGAAAAAAAAGAAUACCGGUCAUUGGACUGAGAGGCACACCCAUAUGACCUCAUUUAACAUUAAUUACCUCUUUAGAGAUUCCAUCUCUAAAUACAGUCACUUGGGGCACCUGGGUGGCUCAGUCAGUUAAGCAUCAUGGGAUCGAGGGUCCUGGGAUCCAGUUCUGCAUCAGGCUCCCUGCUCAGUGGGGCAUCUGCCUCUCUCUCUCUGCCCUCCCCCAGCUUGUGGGCAUGCUUUCUCUCUCUCUCAAAAAUAAGUAAAUAAAAUUUUUAAAAAGUAAUUAAAAAAAUAAAUACAGUCACUUUCUCAGGCAUACUGGGGGUUAGGACUUCAACACAUGGAUUUAGGGGGAGGUCAGAGUUGAGUUCCUAAUAGCCUCUAUGACCAGGAAAGAAAAGGCACUGUGGAAGUACAGAGCAGGGGCAUCUCGCCCAGACUUGGACUACCCGAAGCCUCUCGAGGAAGAGAUCUAAGUUAACUGAAGGAUGGGGCUGGCGGCAGGGGCUGCUAUUCCGAAUAAAUAUACGCUGUGAAGCACAAACCUUGUAUAUUUCACUUUUUUGUGGCCUCUGACUUUUUUUUUUUUUAAUGUGUUUGGCCUUUGGUAGGAAUAACAAAGAGGAACCCAAAAACACUCCAGAAGCCAAUGUGCCUUGGGCAAGCCACCUUUCCUUUUUUUUUUUUUUUAAGAUUUUUAUUUAUUUAUUUGACAGAGAGAGACACAGCGGGAGAGGGGAACACAAGCAGUGGGAGCAGGAGAGGGAAAAGCAGGCUUCCCGCCGAGCAGGGAGCCCGAUGCGGGGCUCAAUCCCAGGACCCUGGGAUCAUGACCUGAGCCGAAGGCAGACGCUUAACGACUGAGCCACCCAGGCGCCCCGCCACCUUUCCUUUUUGCUUCAGCUUCCUUCUUGGUAUAAUCAAGCACUCCGCAUUUAUUAUUUCCCAGACCUUAAUGUGCCAUGAUUCUAGGGAAAUCCUUAGGUAUAUUCACAGUUACUUCUCUAAAAUACUGGGUUGACAAUUCAGAAGCUUGGGGAAAGGGAGACAUGGAUUCUGUAGCCAAAUGCCAUAUUAACUUUUGGAACAUUAUUAAGAUCUCUUCUCUCUGUUUUCUAAUAAGAACAUGUAGAUAAAGGGGAGCCUGGUGACAGGAGUAAGUCCAGACUCUCACACCAGCUCUGCAUGACUUACCUACUCCAGGGUGACUUUUGCUCUGUAGGCCCCGGUGACGUCUGUGGGAAGGGGGUACAGGGCUGCAAAAGCAAUGGAUGCCCA